Vitis vinifera (wine grape) is the source of this 953-nucleotide messenger RNA. RefSeq lists its product as uncharacterized. The transcript has 6 exons. Bases 1 to 360 code for a protein of 119 amino acids. The record is from RefSeq and is a predicted model, not a curated record. NCBI's taxonomy places the organism in Eukaryota, Viridiplantae, Streptophyta, Magnoliopsida, Vitales, Vitaceae.
AUGCUGUUUAAGCUAUUUUCUCCAUUUGGAGACUUAACUUUUUUCUUCUUUUUGUUUUCCCAUUUGGCCUGCAUUCCAUGUAGUUCACUGGCUUUCCUUUCCAGCCCUUUUACUGUUUUGCAGUAUGCAGAACUGAAACCAGUUCCAUGCUUGACUUACUCAGAUGCUCAAAAGUUAAGAGAAACAAGUGCCACCCCAAUUCUUAGACAGGUAACUGAAGAUGGUAAAUACUGUUUAGUGCUGGUGUUUGAGGCAAAAGCCCUGCAGUUGUCAGAUUUUGAAAAAAGACAGGCAAAAUUUGCUUCAUUCUUUGGACCGGGUAUCACAGCUGAAGUUGUGUGGAGUAUAAUACAUGGAUAAAAGGAAAAAAACAAUACAAUACAACCAGGAGGUCAAAAUAAAUAGUCGAUGCUCCAACAAAAAACUUAGACAUCCACUUCAUGAGCUAAGUGAUGAAAAGAAGAGUAUAAUUCAACAUAUUGGCUUUGGUGGAUUACUUCAGCUCUCUUCCACAGAGAUAAGGCAUAGCUUAUGUAGAUGGAUAAUAACUCAUUUCAAUAUAGCCCACUGUAGGUUAGACAUAGGACAAGAAAGGCAAUUUCCAAUAACUUGUUCUGAUGUAGGUGAAAUUCUGGGUAUUCCAUAUAUUGGUAGGAGGCUCCUACUUUCACCUACCAAUAGGAAUGAUAAGAUGGAAAACCUAUCAGAUCUUAGAGAUAGGCUGAUUUUAAUGGAAAACAUGGCCGAGUUCAAAAAAUUGUUUAUCUUCUUCUCAUGUGCUACAUUACUUGCUCCAACAUCAAAAUUGGAUGGUAGUCAUGAGUUGUGGUGUACUUUGCUUGUUGGAGACUUUGACAUCAAUGUUAAUUGGGGUCAAUUUGUACUUGACACACUGGUUGCUGGAAUUAGACAUUUUCGAUUGGGUAAAGGCUCAUGGUUUACAGGUUGCCUUA